This is a messenger RNA of Diaporthe batatas, 2092 nucleotides long. RefSeq lists its product as uncharacterized. The coding region runs from base 50 to 2092 and encodes 680 amino acids. NCBI's taxonomy places the organism in Eukaryota, Fungi, Ascomycota, Sordariomycetes, Diaporthales, Diaporthaceae. The transcript is spliced from 2 exons. The record is from RefSeq and is a predicted model, not a curated record.
GCACAAGGCAGAUUGAUCCUCAUAUCGCGGGUUUGAAAACUAUUAUACCAUGCCACGCUGGUUCUGGCAUCCCCAGAGGCCAAAGACCUCGGCUGACGUCUUCCAGGUAGAGCAACAGCUAUGGGGAAUCCUCGCCGGGGAUCGUGCACCGUACUGGUGCAAGCGUGCUGCCGAGCCGCGGAGUCCAGAGUCUGGCGCGGCGCCGCUCUACACCUCAUUAGAGAAGGAGAGAAAGGAGGUCCGUCUCCUGAGGGUCAGCCGCCUCGCGCGGUCUGCUCCAGAAGAGGCGGGAUUUGUCGGCCAACUAGUACACGCCGCCCUGGAGGACAAUCCAACCUACGUCGCCGUUUCUUACGCACGGGACGACCCCUCGGCGGUCGGCCACUUUGUCGACUCAGAUGGCGUCGAGACAGCACUCGGGUACAACCAGGCGGUCCUCGACAUAGUCAGCACGCUCGUGCCCCCGGGGGAUACGCUGUACCUGUGGAUCGACGCAGUCUGCAUCAACCAGGAGGACCCCGACGAGAGGGCCAGCCAGGUCGAGAUCAUGGGCGAAAUCUACAGCACAGCACAGCAGGUCAUCGUCUUCCUCGGGACAGCAGACGAUGCGUCGACCCGCGCGAUGGACCUGCUCCAGCUGACCCGGGGCCUCAUGCAGGCCAGCGGCGAUGUCCUCCUGACCCGAGGCCUCGAGGACUUUGAGAAGAGGUCGCUCGGCGCGGGAAUACCCCCGGCCUCCUGGGCGGAUGUCGCGCAGCUGCUCUGCAGGCCGUGGUUCACCAGGCGCUGGGUCGUCCAGGAGGUCGCGCUGGCCCGGGACGUGACGGUGGUGUGCGGCCGCCAUGCCGCCAGGUGGGACGAGCUCUGCAGGCUCUGUGGGUGGAUUGCGGACAACAGUGGCAUUCUGCUCCGGGUGAUGGAGAAGCAUCGCACGAAUCCCAACAGGGGACAACGGCUGGGCCGCGUCGAGGCCCCGUUCCGGAACCCGGGCCGCAUCAUGGCUGCGCGAGACCUCCGGGACGGUGCGAAGGACCCGGCCGUCUUGCAGCAGCUGCUCCUCCGCUUUCGUAAUUUUCAGGCCGCUGACCCCCGUGACAGGAUCUUUUCCCUGCUUGGUUUGGCGCUGCCCGCCGACCAGGUUGACCCCGAUCUCCGGCCCAACUACAGGAUCUCGGUCGAGGACUUGUACAUCCAAGUUGCAAGCCGCAUUCUUCGGAGGGAUGCUGACCCCCUCAUCCUGUCUGUAGCAGGUGUCGGCCACCGGCGAUCUCUGGAUCUUCCCUCGUGGGUGCCCGACUGGACCUCUCUCGCAGGAGGCACGAGUCUCGCCGAGAUUGCAGCCGCGGGCAACUACCAAGCGACAGACCAGGGAACGAGGCCCUCCAUCUCCUACGACCCCAAGCUACCAAAGGUUCUUUCCAUCACCGGGAGCGUGGUCGACACUAUAUCAAAAGUGAGCUACGGACGCCCGCCACUCGGGCCCGGGGGUCGCAUGGAAUACGUUGGUGACACAUUGGACUGGAUAGACGGUGUCCUCGAAACCGCGGGACUCGGCAGCCUCCCCAGCAACGAAAAGCAGCCGCAAUCCAACCCGGAAGAAGCGGCCCAAAGGACUGCCCUCUGGAGGACGCUGACCGCAAGCGGGCCGGCAGUGUCACCACAAAAGCAGCAGCAGCAGCAGCAGCAGCGUGAGGGCCCUCCGACGGAGCGAGGCUUCGAAAGGUGGCUGGAGGAGCGCCGGGCGUGCGACGCGUCAGAUUCACUCGAGGUCCUUCGUCUCGGGAGGGCGGAGAGGGAGGAGGUCUCCAGGUUCGCCUACCACUGCGAGCGUGCGACCCGGGCCCGGCAGGUCUUCGUGUCGGCCGCCGGGCACCUCGGGCUUGCGGCUCCGGGUGCGAGGGUCGGGGACGCCAUCUGUGUCUUCCCGGGGGUUCGGACGCCCAUGGCUGUCAGGAGGGCUGGUGGGCACGGCGGGGGCAGUGAUGCUCUUGGUGCCGGGGCAUAUGUCCUUGUGGGUGAGGUGUAUCAUCACGGCAUUGUUUCGGGGGCGACUAGGUCGUUUUUGCCGGGCAAACCCUUCCGGAUUGUGUGA